This is a messenger RNA of Adineta steineri, 810 nucleotides long. The record is from the annotation of a GenBank genome assembly. NCBI's taxonomy places the organism in Eukaryota, Metazoa, Rotifera, Eurotatoria, Adinetida, Adinetidae.
AUGCUACCCGCUCAUCGUUUUCUUCCAUCUUAUAAUACGGAUGACCGAUUAAUAGUUGCUAUAAUACAACAGGAUCUUACUAAAGUUCGAUAUAUUCUGGAAUCGAAUCGAGCUCGUUCAACAAUAAAUCAAAGUCUUUAUUUUGUUUCAUAUAGAGAUGAUUUUAAUCAUCCUAUUACACCAUUAGCUGCUGCGUGUCAUUUUGGUUCGUAUGAAAUAGUUGAUAUAUUAAUUAAUUAUUUUCAUGCUAAUAUCAAUACACAACAUUUACCUGGUUGGAAAACAGCACUUCAUUAUGCUGUAUUAGCAAAAUCAAAUCGCUAUGAUAUCGUUCAAAUUCUUCUUCAACAUGGCGCUGAUGUUAAUGCACAAGAUCGUUAUGGUACAACACCAUUAAUGUUAGCUGUACUUCAUUCUGAUUGUGAUAUUGUACAUUUAUUACUUGAACAAGCCGGUGCAAAUGUACGUAUUCAUAAUCAAUAUCAUUUAACAGCGUUUGAUUUUGUUAAAUAUAAUCUAACAAUUAUUAAUGAUCUUAUUCGUAAUGGUGCUAUAUCAUUUAAUAUAAAUGACAAAGACCUUUUUCAAUGGUUAAUUAUUAAUAAACAUAUGCGUUUAGCACGUUUAUUAAUUGAAGCUGGUUAUAUUCCACCUAUAUCAUUAUUUCAACAACGAAUACGUCCAUUAAAAAGCUUAUGUCGUUUAAAAAUACGCUUACAAGUUGCGGGUACCCAUUUUCGAGAACGUAUUCAAACACUUCCGGUGAAGUAUAAUCAAUUAAUGAAAUAUAUCUUACUUGAUGAUAUAUAA